UGAAGGCUUAUUGGAUCUGCUAGCUCGUGGUGAAGAGUCCAUAGUUGAUAAGGAAACCAAGCGAGUUGCCGAUCCAGACAUCCAUGAUGAGUUACCUCAUGUUAAUAGCACUCAGUUUGCUUUAGAGCUUCACGUGAAUGCUGCUUCUAUGGUGCCUCUUGAAAAUGAGAUGGUAGAGAACAAAGAUGCAGAGAAAUUUCGUGAGAAAAUGCCUUUCGAUAACAUCGUAUGGGAUGAGGAACUAGCAUCAGAUGGCAACACACAUGAUGGCUUAUUGCAGCAGCUAGCUGAGGUGGAGGACCAGACCCAGUACAAGAAGGUCUGCACAGUGUUGUCUGAGAGCGAGGCACAGGUGUAUGAUGAAAUACUUGGCAAGGUUGUAUGGGACGAGGAAAUGUCAUCCGAGCUUGACAUGGACAAUGACUUAUUGGGACUGCUGGUUUCUGGCGGGGAGUACCCAGUUGAUGAGCAGGUUGUGGAUGACUCCUCGGAUUUCAAAGAGUUUGGAUUGGUCGAUGCAGACCAUGUUUUUGUGGAAGGGCUCGAUGAAGAUAGCAAAGCAGUUUGCAAGGCAAGCAUGAGUGAUGAGCUAACUCUUGAGAUAAACACUCCUUUUCUCUUUGGGGUUGCUAUAGAUCACGUGAAUGAGAUGCCUGUCAACAUCAAUUUGCAAGAUGGCCUAUCACAGGAGCGAGCAAGUGGUAGAGAGUAUGUGUAUGAUGAUAAGAUGGACCCUAUUGUUGAGCCUGACUUUGAUCUCAGUUUUGCUGUCAGUAUUCAAGAGGAGUGGGAUAUUCAAUCACUUGUGAGGGUGCCAGAACAAGAUCUUAUUCUGAAAAUUUGUGAGCAGUACCAUGGAGGACAACCCAUUGUUUUGACCUGUCAAUAUAUGAUUCAAACUGAUCACCAUUUUGGUGGUACAAGAAAAGGAGACAAUGAGCAGAGAGGAGUAUGCUUUGCAAGGACUCAUGUUGCAUGGGGACAAGCUGUGUUGCAACCAUGGGCAAGAAAUGCUUUCAGUCCUGGACAAGUUGAGCAGCUACAUCAAAUUGAUUCUGCUGCACAUAAGGUCGCUCUGGAGCUGGGUAUCAAUUUACCAUCUGAUCCAUCAGUUCGGAUGCAAUGGGAUCCGGGCAUCAGUACGGCCACAGCUUGGGGACAAGCUGUGUUUCGAGGGGCCGGUAAAUGUCAUGACCCAAGUGUGGCCCAGAAGAAGCCCAGCCUACCUGCCCAUUUGCCAAGGCCGAAGCCCACUCUAUCCAACCCAAUUGCUGAAGCCAAAGACCACGAGGACAAAGAGGAGCUGAGGCAUCGAUGCAGAGGACAGGAAAUUAUUCAGAAAGAAGAAAGACCGAGGAACACAGGAAGCUCGUCUUCCUCCUCUGGCUGUGAGAUCCUAUCCCCCUCUCGAUUUCCCCUGCAAUUACUCACGCUCCCGGAUUGAUCUCGCCGGUGUAGCCACGGGUAUUACAAGGCGGCGGCGGUGUCAGAGCUGUGCGCCUUCACCCAGGACGCCCACAUGAGGAUUGACGCGGCGCGGUUGUGCGGGCUCAGGCGGGAGGCGCGUCGCGGACGGGAACGGCACUGCUACUACUACUUUGCUUCGCUCGCCUUCAGCUUUGUGUCUUCUCGCGCGGCGAGGACUGGGGAGUGGGUUUUAUGAGAUGGGAGUAUGGGACGAGCUUUCGUCCAACCAAGCCCCAGCGGGCCAGCCCACUGAAACAGUUGUUAUCCAUUGGACUCAUUUAUUCGCGGUCGCU
Zea mays is the source of this 1760-nucleotide messenger RNA. RefSeq lists its product as uncharacterized. Bases 149 to 1444 code for a protein of 431 amino acids. The transcript has a single exon. The record is from RefSeq and is marked predicted. NCBI's taxonomy places the organism in Eukaryota, Viridiplantae, Streptophyta, Magnoliopsida, Poales, Poaceae.